GUUUUUAUGGAAGAUUUUGCAGGUCGAAGUGCUACUGUCCUACAGAAAGGUGUGAUGUAAGAUAUGGAUGUCAAAUGGAAAGCAUGGAUGUACGACUCUAUAUAUUAUGAUAGAUAGCUGUUAUUCAGGAUUUUUUUUCCUUUAAAGAAAAGUAUAGAGAGGUUUCUAAUGAGUGGACACCCCUGACGUAUGCCCUGGUUGGAUCUGUAAUCACCAUGAGUCUAAUUGGUCUACUGAUUUACCUUAGAUCCUGGUUUUUAAAGUCACCAGGAUGUUUUCCUUCUUCCGGUCGGCUUUCUACAGAAGUAACUGAAACUCAGAGAGAAAGAUAUGAAUCUCACGGAAGCUCAUCAUCAGUUGGAGCUGACCAUGUUGUAUCCAGCCCACGUGAUCAACCAGACUUAAAUACUUACACGGAUUUGAGAUUUUCCAGAAUGUAUGACAGCUCUCCUGACUGUGGAGGUGGACCACAACCAACAGCGCCAUCUGUCGACUCCAUUCCAACUCAAGGCUGUAAAGAUCAGAAUGACAAAGAAGUGAAAGGCGUUGAUGAUGAUUAUGAUGAUGAUGAUGUAGAUGAUGGUGAUGAUGGUGGUGGUGUUGAUGAUGUUGAUAACAAUGAAGUUGAUGAUGAUGCCCCUCGCAAAAGAAAAUAAGAGCAAUUCUUAAAACAUUAAGUAUUAAAUAUCUUGUCUCUAAAUGUCUUUCAAUUGAGACAAGUCAUGUAAAAUCGUUUGAUCCUUCAAACUAUGAA
Molecule: messenger RNA, 754 nt
Organism: Saccostrea cuccullata (small rock oyster)
Lineage: Eukaryota; Metazoa; Mollusca; Bivalvia; Ostreida; Ostreidae
Exons: 4
Coding region: 216-656 (146 amino acids)
Source: RefSeq, a predicted model, not a curated record